Molecule: messenger RNA, 1422 nt
Organism: Moneuplotes crassus
Lineage: Eukaryota; Ciliophora; Spirotrichea; Euplotida; Euplotidae
Source: the annotation of a GenBank genome assembly
CACAAAAUGGAAACCCGGUUUGAAGAGCCAAUCAGAAUGUUUAGUGAUAGUAAAUGAGAAAAAAGUAUCCAAGAAGAGAACCAAAAGGACUUAAUCGAAAAAUCCAUCAAUUUAGUAACUUCUAAAUAAAUUCCCGAUGGCUAAUGUUGACAAAAAAUGCCUGAGCCGCCAAAAGUCAAAGCAAAAGUCCCAGUCGAAGAAAAAGGCUAAAAUUAACUCUACAAACACUAUUCUCCGAACUCUAACAGAGCAAAGAAAGUCCUCUCACAGAUUCCCAUCCCCUACAGAGAAAAAACUGACCCAAAUGAAAGAAACUCUCAAACAAAAAUCCACCUCAAUCUCCAAACUCCGCAAAUAAAACCAAGGCCCUCGAAAGCCAGCUCAAAACUUCCAAAACCGAAGCUACCCAUUCCAAAAACACCUCAAAAGCCAAACUCCAAAAACUCCACUGAAGCCUCCAAAAACAAAAACUAAACGCCUCCCUACACAAAGAAAAAUGGAACAAGUCAAAAUCCUUACUUGAAUCCAAAACCGAAACUAUAAAAUCCCUAAAAUCCAAGUGCAAACAACUUGAGAAAUUAGUCAAGAAUCUUAAGGAAGAAAACAGAGUUGUGCAGCAAAGUUGGGAGGAAGAACGAAAGCAAUUUCUUGAUAAGAUAGAGGAACUUGAGAAGAGAAGUGGGGGCAAGAGGAGUGGAGGAGAUGAGAGGGGGUUAAGGAGUGAGCCGGGGAUUGAAGGAAGGGAUAAGAGUGAGAUGAGGGUGGAGAGAAGUUGUGUGAUGGGUGCUGAAGGAAAGACAAUUGAUAUCUUAGAAAAGGAUAAUGAAAUUUUAGCUAGAAAAUAUGAGUUAUCACAGUUGCAUAAUAAAACAUUGGAGUCUGAAUUAAAAUUAAUGAUAUCCCAAAACUCGACAUAUCGUCCAUCCAAAGAAUAUGAUAUGAAUUGGAGCAAUUCAAGCUUUAGAAACAGUUCUGAGUUUACAUCGCAUAGAGCUCCAUUCGCUACUUACACCACUAGUCCAAACCACAGUUAUGAACGGGGCAACAUCUCAAGGUACAACACAAUCUCCUACGACCCCCAUGAAAACAAAGAAAACACUAACCAAAUAAACAUCCCCAACUACCACGCUGUAAAGCCAGACACCUCUCUCAACAACUUAAAAUAAAAGCACUAAUGAGCUCCAGUACAUGAUCCAGGACAUAAAAAACCUCCCUUCCCAAAGACUCGUCCACUCCCACUCCUUAUCCAGCACCUACGCUGAAAAAUCCCAACCUAGGCCAGUCACAAGUCAUAUGCCAUCAGGACAUCCUCGGUCAAGAGAUCCACUGCAGAGAGACUACCGAAGCUUCAUCCAUAAUAUACCGAAGCGGACAGGAUCGAACUAUAGACUUGGUUAACUGGAAUUUUGGAUUUUUAGUACA